AUGGCGACACCAACACCUAUGAGGCAUGCGCCCUCACAGCAGGGACGCACGCCGUCGCAUCAGGGCCCAACGCCAUCACAGAUUGCCGGCGCGACGCCUCCAAUCUCGACGCCAUUCUCCAACGCCGCCCAGGCCGCCUUCUCUCCUCGAGGACAGCGAUCACCACAACAAGUGAAGAAAUCACCAGCGACGUCGACUCUGAUGGGUCAAUCAGGCAUGGGCGCUUUAAAUUUUGACAGCCCUUCGACUGCUGCCGCUAUGGGCGCUCUGGGAAUUGGCGGUAGCUUCGACAUCGGCCUCGAGAACGUCAGCGUCGGCGAGCUCGAUACACUAAACGUCCCAUUCGCUGGCAAGGAUGACAAACUAAAGCGAGAGGAUGACAAGUUAAAACGAUUGGAUCAUAUCCUCGAGCUACUAAACCAAAAGAAAGGCUUCGUCAGCGAAGCCGGCCUGGAACGGCUUGCUCAGCGCCUCGGCCUCGAACUACUGUCUGAAGAGAAUACAGCCCCAGACGGACGCAAGAAAAAGACAUUGGCGAUUGCAGGCUCUGCUAUUGCCGUCGACAUCGUACUUGAUAACAACAUUGUCCAAAAUGUGUCAUUAGCCUACCAUGGAUCGGCGCCAUCGGUUUCUAAGCAUAUGGAAGCAGCCAGCCAAAUCCUGUUAACAGACUUGAAGCUUGGCCCUAACCAAAGCCCUCUUACGAAAACACUGGAUAAAUUCGCAUCUAAUUUUGGGCAUAUAGCCAACUUAGACAAGCUCAGCAUUAUUCCUGGUCUCGACUGUUAUGAGGCUCUAGCCGGUAUUUUCACUAGCUUGGAAAGAUUACACCAGUGGGACAUGGCGAAUUUACGAAAGGAACCGGAGAUGGAGGGCAAAGCGGAUCAUUACCUGUCUCUGGCCGCUCUCUGCACUCGACACGGCUAUCCUGUCAUGCACGCACGAGAUAGGGUUGGCCUCGCUUUGCAGUACUGGAAGGAGCUGCGAUUCAUACCCCCUUCAGACAGCAAAAUAACAUCACUUUCGGAGGAUGAGAAAAUUUGGUCCCUUUUGCUUGAUUGUGCACCUAUUGAAGCACUUGGUAUGCCUACAUCUAUCGAAACAAUUGGCCCGCCGCCUGUCAGAGUGUCCGAAGACUGGAUCUCCAAGGAUGUGGUGAAGGAAGUCCACCAGGAUCAAGAUCAAGCACUGAAUCCUACUCCUUUCCCUAUUCUUGAUUGGCAAGAGCCUGAUAAUAUCUCGCUCCCAUCAUCAGAUGAGAACAAAAACGCUAGCAUGGGUGUUUUGGGACUAGAUCUCUCAAUGUCUCCUCAAGUCACGUUUACUGUUACGUUUGACCCGCCCGUCAUCCUUCCACAAAAUGACUACGCGCGACUCUACGCCUACGCAGGAGCUGAGCCGCCUAACCCAGAUCCGACCGAGUUCGAGCAACGUUCUCCUCCCACAUUUGACGAUCUAUUCUUCCCCAUGUUGGCUGGAAAUAAGCAAGAUCCCAGUGAGUCGAGGACGGUUACGCGCCUGCGUGACGUCCGCGUUUUCGAUCAGCAGGGGAAAUCUUCCAUGAGAAGCCAUCAUAACACUCUCUUCAUUUACAAGCCCAUUUACUCUAAAGCGGUUACGAAGAUGCCCUUCUCUCAUCCGCGCCAGCUCAUAGACAUGCUCCCGCUUCUGCGGCAGUUUGCCUUCCUUUCUACGCUGCUGAACAAUAGUUUUGGGUCAAAUACUAAGGGGGAUUUACCCAAAUCAAGCAAGGCUCCUGCUGCCUCGAAGACGGUCAAAGACGAGUUGGCUGCUUUUGUGGACUUGAGCGACGAUGAAGGCCAAGGAGAAGAAGAGAGCGCAAAACGAGAGGCGACUCAAGAAGCAGAAAAUGAGGCGAAAGAGAGCACAGAAGAAAGUGGAACUGCGAAAGAUAUGGACAUGGACGUCAUAUUAUGGGUUCAUCCAUCACCGCACCUCCAAGUCGUCUUCUCCGUCAAGGAUUCUACCAUUGACAUUACACUUCGCAUUCUGGAAGGCGGCACGGUAGAGAUUGUAAACGAGAACGUUAUUGAACAGCACGAAAAGGAAAGCAAGGGCAAAGGAAGGCCGAUCAGUAGGGAAGAUCUCGGAAAGGCGCUUGAACGGCUUGAGGAUCUGUGUAAGUGGGCUGAAUGGAUUCGCACCCGGCUGUGGCAGAGUUGA
Molecule: messenger RNA, 2184 nt
Organism: Trichoderma asperellum CBS 433.97
Lineage: Eukaryota; Fungi; Ascomycota; Sordariomycetes; Hypocreales; Hypocreaceae
Biological process (GO): regulation of transcription by RNA polymerase II
Cellular component (GO): mediator complex
Molecular function (GO): transcription coregulator activity
Source: RefSeq, a predicted model, not a curated record